Molecule: messenger RNA, 975 nt
Organism: Lentinula edodes (shiitake mushroom)
Lineage: Eukaryota; Fungi; Basidiomycota; Agaricomycetes; Agaricales; Omphalotaceae
Exons: 3
Coding region: 1-975 (324 amino acids)
Biological process (GO): lipid metabolic process
Molecular function (GO): oxidoreductase activity, acting on the CH-CH group of donors
Source: RefSeq, a predicted model, not a curated record
AUGAUCAAAUUAUCUCCGCAUGAAGUACGAAUACUAUACGAUGCGUGUCGAAAAUGGUUCACAAUCGUCAGUAUAAUAGUCGCCCCAGCACUUUUUAUCAUCAACGCUCCUUUUGGUCGUUUUGCCCUCAAUGGAAAGAGUAUCCUUCUACUCGACGGUAGAAAGUCGUGGAUAGCGAUGGAAAUAGUGUCUCCUUUAAUGUUCAUCCUUUCUUUCUUGAAAUCACCACUCUCUCGGGGAGAGCCGGUGUCAUUUGAGCCUUCUCUCGCUCAGUAUAUUUUAGCAGCGGCCUAUCUGGUUCAUUAUUUCAAUCGCGCCAUCAUUUCGCCUCUUCGUACACCGUCACGGUCCCAAUCUCACAUCAUAGUUCCAAUCGCCGGAGUACUGUUCAAUGUCUUGAACGGAUCAUUAAUGGGAACAUAUCUCUCCUCUCCAGCAGCAUUCGCACAUCUUUCACACGUUCGGCCGUCAUUCUAUGUUGGACUCAGCCUUUGGGCCAUCGGCUUCGCUGGAAAUAUAAUCCACGAUGAAAUUUUGCUGGAUAUCCGGCGUAAAGCGAAAACCAAACCUGAUGGAAAGGCAACUAAAACCAGCAAUGAAUUCGUAGAGACCAAGAAGACUUCCGAGCAUUAUGCAAUCCCUUACGGCUUGCUCUACAAGUAUGUCUCAUAUCCAAACUAUUUCUGUGAAUGGGUGGAAUGGUUCGGUUUCGCUUUUGCCGCAUCGCCCUUCCCAAUCAAUGCUUCAGUGCUUGGCUAUGCUGUAAAGAUUCUGCCUUUACCAUCCACUCUCCUUGACUUCAUUUGCGCACCUCCUUCUCUCUUCGCGCCCAGGCUCACACCUCCGUGGAUUUUUCUCCUCAACGAAUUAGUUCUGAUGCUCCCGCGGGCACACAAAGGGCAUCUGUGGUACAAACAAAGGUUUGGUGAUUCGUACCCUAAGGAGAGGAAGGUUGUCGUUCCAUUUGUGUGGUAG